Molecule: messenger RNA, 3384 nt
Organism: Tribolium castaneum (red flour beetle)
Lineage: Eukaryota; Metazoa; Arthropoda; Insecta; Coleoptera; Tenebrionidae
Product: condensin complex subunit 3
Exons: 14
Coding region: 130-3165 (1011 amino acids)
Biological process (GO): mitotic chromosome condensation
Cellular component (GO): cytoplasm; condensed chromosome; condensin complex
Source: RefSeq, a predicted model, not a curated record
AAAAAUUUGACAUCUGACAGAAAGCGUACUAUGCUAGCGUCAUUUGCGUAAAUGGUCGUUUAUUUUCAUUCCAAUUUGACUUGUUUGGUGAUUUGUGCCACUGCAGUUUGAAUGUGAGGGUAAUUUGUGAUGUGUGUGUGCGUUUUAAAUAAAAUGCUGGAGGAAACGACCAUACGUGAAAUAUUAAACAAGACGCAACACACCACUAGUGGUCAUCAAGCACAUAUCAUACGGUUAACGGAGCUGUAUAAAAAUACGCCCCACGAGUUUGUUCCUCUAUUUUUGAAAUGGCUGCAAUUUACCAUUCAGAGACCUUCAAACAUCUUCGUUACACGAGUCUUGACUUUUCUGUCUGGCUUUUGCGCCGAAAUUACCAAAAUUGAAACAAAAGAGAGCGGAACUAAUCACUUCUUAACCACGAUAAUGAGCCAAGUACUUAAGUGCAGUUGUUUGGACGAUUACAAUUUAAGAUACAACUCUUGCUACUUUAUUUCAAGAGUCCUGCAGGAUAUUGGCGGAGAUGUCCAACUAGAAGUGGAACUGAUUGAUGAAAUUCAGGACGCGUUACUUGAACGGAUGCAGGAAAACAAUGUACUCAUUCGUUUAUCAACAAUGUCAGCUUUGAUCAGGCUGCAAGACCCUGGAAACCCCGAAUGUCCCGUAGUUGAAGCCUUUUCGGAUGCUUUAUGCAGUGGCAGUGUAAACGUGCGGAAAGAAGCAGUCACUCAUAUCGCACCAACUCGGCAGACUGUAGACAAAUUAAAAGAUAGAGUUAGAGAUGUCGAUCCACAUGUGCGCCAAACUGCCUUCCGCCGAUGUGGCGAGAUAGGGGCGCCCUAUUUUCGAAUCGUGGAUAGACACAUGAUUUUAACGUGCGGAUUUAAAGAAACACAUCCAACUGUGAAAAAUGUGUUUCAUAAUUCUUUGUUACCAAAAUGGUUAAAUGACUAUAACAGUAACUAUGUGCGGUUUAUUGGCGCUUUAAAACUCACUGCGGACGAAGAAGAUGUGAAUAACCUGAUUGAUUUGAGCAAAAAAUUGAUGGAGGAAUUUUACAAUAAACAUUCGAUUCACGAUCUUUUGGCACAGUUGCCAAUCAAUGCAGAUAAACUGAUUAACACUGAAGACCUAUCAAAUGAAGUCACUCUCUACUGGAAUAUUUUAGUUGAGCUUUUGCGCGACUCUAAAAAUAUGGAUGAACACCUGGAGAGUAUCAUCCCAAACUUAUCUCCCUUUUGUGACUACAUUGGAAGAGUAAUUUCUACAAAAUCUGCUGAGCAAACGGACGAAUGGAAAAACCUGGAGUACCAGUUUGACCUGUUAAAUUUGUUCGAGAUUGCGGAAAAUUACGAUUACUCCGAUGAGGUCGGCAGACGCACGAUGCACUCGCUCACAAACAAACUGUUACAAAGCCACAGAUUUACGCCAAAAUUAACGAAAAAACUGGUUUCGCUCGCGCACAAGUGCAGCAGCAACGUUGAGUUUUUCAUAAAUGAUAUGUGCCAAGUCAUUUCUGAAAUAAGAGAACCGUUAACCGAACAACCUUUGUCGCAGGACCAACAGAGGGAACAUGCAUUUCAAGCCGCGAGAUUGAGGGUGCGAAUCAACAUCUUGCAUGAAGAACAGAACGAAGCAAUUGAGAAACGUGACUAUGAAAAGGCCCAAUUUCUCGAGAACGAGUUAACCAAGUGCAAGAACCAAUUGGAAGAGAUGCAGAAUCAAAUUAAUGUCGAAAAAGCUCGAGUUGUUAAGUCAGAUCCGGACACGUUGUGUCGCUGUUUGGAUAUUCUGGCGAGCGUUCUUUCAUUGGAUGCAGUAACUAAACUGACGCCGUCAUUGGUUGCGUGUAAGGAGAAUUUUUUGGAACCGUUGAUUAAAAACCCAAAUCCGGACAUACAUUGGCGGAUUAUCAAGUGUUUGGGGCUGUUUUCGUUCGUCGAUAAGCAAACGGCUGAUGUGUACGCUAAAAUUGUUUCUAUUCCUAUCGCUACUUAUCGUUCGGUUGAAAUACGUAACAUUGCUGCACUGGUUCAGUCAAUGAUGGCAACAACCGAUUUAGUGACCAAGUACGGUAUCGAAAUUAUAAGUGGUGAAGACUUGUCAGAUUCUGCGUCAACUUCUGAUCAAGAUUCCCAAAAACGAAAGCUUUAUUUAGCCGACAACGACAAGCAAGUAUCUUGCAAAAUCGACAAAAUAACACUUCCAUAUCUUCUUGAAAUAUUUUUGGACUUUUUGGAUGAUGAGAGUGAUGAAAUUCGGUACCAAGCCGUUCAAUUAUUAGCGAUUCUGGUUCAAAGAUUUCCGUUAACUCCAAAUGUGCUUUCUAGGAUUUUGCUUAAGUGGUUUAAUCCAUUAACGGGGAAAUUCGAUAGUCGUUUGCAAAUUGCUUUGAGCUGGAUAAUUAACGAGCUGAAUGGGAACAAACAGUUUGAUGAAAUUGUGAAAGAGUCAAUUGUGCCGACACUAACCACCAUAAUUAAGGCACCAAGGACUAGUCCUUUGGUGGACAUUGAUACCGAUAACGUUAUAAAGUUUUUCGCCGAAAUAAUGAACACCACUGUGUCGAAAAGCAUUCGUAAAAAUUUAGCGAUAGAUGUGUGCAUAAAAAUAGCGGAAAACCGGAAAGACCGCAUCGUUCCACUUCUUAUAAAGUUGUUGAAUCUUUUAGAACUGAGUCAAGAGGAGGAUUUGGAAGAAGUUAUACAACGAACUGAAGCUCUUUUAGAGGCCCUGGAAGAUAAAGUAUUACAGAGGCUUCUAAGAAAAUUUAUUGAUAAAUACCAAAAAUUGAACAAUGAGAAUAAUAACGGAAAUGAAAUACAAGAACCAAACGCUUCACGAGAAAUUUCACCCACUAGUGAAGACAACAAUCCAGAAGUGUCCCGAAUUACAAGACAAAAAAAGCGUGUCAGCAAAGAGUGUAGGGUUCUUUUAGAAAAGUUAAAUUUGUCAACUCCAGCUAAUGAAACAACUCUCCACACAAUUUAUGAGGCGAGUAUGGAGAUGGAGGUGGACAACUCUUUAAACAUUGAAACUCCGACAACAUCUUCAAAAAGUUCGAGUGGCCGAAGCAGUACUCUAGUGGUUUCUGCAACGUCCGAGUCCGAUGAUCGUGAAGUCGUCCGAAGGCAGUCAACGAGACGUAGAAAAAGGAGAAAAAUAUAAAUGAUUUUGUACAUACAUAUUUUCUAGUUGAUUAAGUUUUGCAGUUUCAAGCUGUAAAGAACAUUGGAGUACUCUGUCGUCUUAACCUUCAGCUUUACUUUACUCCAAGUCAGAUUAAAAAAAAGAUGAGAGGGUAUAAGUAAUUUUGUAUAUUUAUAUUUACUCCUAUUACGAGUGUACAUGUUUUCUAGAAUAAUUAUUAAAUUUAUUACCAACGUA